CUCCCUCCCCCCCGCCCCCCCCCCUCAGCUGUUGCCUCGCGCGUGCCCGCCGCCUCUCCGCCGUCUCGCGCUCCCCUCGCUGCCGUUGUCUGCGGCGCGCGCUGGCCCGCUCCGCCGCCUCGCCGCGGCACCGGGCGACCGCCUAAAAUGACUCUGUGAAUUCAGUGGAAUAAAUGGCGUCCAAAGUAACUGAUGCUAUAGUUUGGUACCAGAAGAAGAUUGGGGCAUAUGAUCAACAAAUAUGGGAAAAAUCAGUAGAGCAAAGAGAAAUAAAGGGUUUGAGAAACAAACCAAAGAAAACAGGACAUGUGAAACCAGACCUCAUAGAUGUUGAUCUUGUAAGAGGAUCUGCUUUUGCUAAAGCAAAACCUGAAAGUCCUUGGACAUCUCUGACCCGCAAAGGAAUCGUGAGAGUUGUUUUCUUUCCGUUCUUCUACAGGUGGUGGCUACAAGUGACAUCAAGGGUCAUCUUUUUCUGGCUGCUUGUUCUUUACCUUCUUCAAGUUGCUGCUGUAGUGUUAUUCUAUACAGCCCAAAGCCCACAUAAUAUACCUCUGACUGAAGUAAUUGGGCCAAUAUGGCUAAUGUUGCUACUUGGAACUGUGCAUUGUCAGAUUGUUUCAACACGAACUCCUAAGCCACCUCCCAGCACAGGGGGUAAAAGAAGAAGGAAAUUAAGGAAAGCAGCACAUUUGGAAGUACAUAGGGAAGGAGAUGGCUCUAGUACCACAGAUAACACACAGGAGGGAACAGUGCAGAGCUACGGUACAAGCACCUCUUGCAGUAUUGGCGCUGUCUUCAGAGAUAUCUGGCAUGCUGCUUUCUUUUUAUCAGGAUCUAAGAAAGCAAAAAACUCAAUAGAUAAAUCCACUGAGACUGAUAAUGGCUACGUGUCCCUUGAUGGGAAAAAGACAGGUAAAAGCAGUGAAGAAUGUGUGCAGGCCCAGGAACGUCGGUGUGAAGUGAUUAAGCCAGAAGAGUCAGGGUGGAGCACUGCAACAGUGAGAGAUGCCUUCAGCAAUUACAGUCAUCACAAAGAUACUCACAGGACUGUGACAAAUUUAUCAGAUGAAGUUUCUAGUGAGGAAGGGCCUGAAACUGGAUAUUCUUUACGUCGCAAUGUAGAACGCACUUCCAGUGAUUGUACACUUCGAAACAGGAAAUCUCACCAUUAUAAGAAGCACUGUCCUCUGGAGGACACACCUAAAUCAGGUACUAGCUGCAGUUCUCGAUGUUCAAGCUCCAGACAAGAUUCUGAGAGUGCAAGACCAGAAUCAGAAACUGAAGAUGUGCUGUGGGAGGACCUCUUACACCGUGCGGAGUGCCACUCUUCCUGUACCAGCGAGACAGAUGUAGAAAGCCCUCAAGUGAAUCCAUGUGUGAAGAAAGAAUACAGAGAUGACCCAUUUCAUCAGAGUCAUUUGCCUUGGAUCCACAGUUUGAAUCCAGGACUAGAAAAAAUAAGUGCAAUUGUAUGGGAGGGUAAUGACUGCAAGAAAGCAGAUAUGUCUGUGCUCGAAAUCAGUGGUAUGAUAAUGAACAGAGUGAACAGCUAUAUACCAGGAAUUGGUUAUCAGAUUUUUGGAAACAUCAUAUCUUUAAUCUUGGGUUUAAUGCCAUUUGUCUUUCGACUUUCCCAAGCUAAAGACUUGGAACAACUAGCUACACAUUCUGCCACUGAACUUUGUAUGACUGCAUUUGGAUCAAAUGGAGAUAUUCUGGUUCUCUCAAUGGUGGUUAUAAGUUUUGUGGUCCGUGUCUCUCUAGUGUGGAUUUUCUUUUUUCUGCUGUGUGUAGCUGAGAGGACGUAUAAACAGAGGCUACUUUUUGCCAAACUUUUUGGUCACCUAACAUCUGCCAGAAGGGCAAGAAAAUCCGAGGUUCCUCACUUCCGUUUGAAGAAAGUACAAAAUAUAAAAAUGUGGCUUUCUCUCAGGUCCUAUCUAAAGCGUCGAGGUCCUCAACGCUCAGUUGAUGUAAUAGUUUCAUCUGCUUUCCUACUGACUAUCUCAGUUGUGUUUAUCUGUUGUGCACAGCUGCUUCACAUGCAUGAGAUCUUCCUUGAGUGUCACUACAAUUGGGAACUCAUAAUUUGGUGCAUUUCACUAACUCUUUUUCUCUUAAGAUUUGUUACUCUUGGAUCUGAAACCAGUAAAAAGUACAGCAAUACCUCAAUAUUACUUACUGAGCAGAUAAACUUGUACUUGAAAAUGGAGAAAAAGCCUAACAAGAAGGAGGAGCUGACACUAGUGAACAAUGUUUUAAAACUUGCUACUAAGUUAUUGAAGGAACUGGACAGUCCCUUCAGGUUGUAUGGGCUUACAAUGAAUCCACUGCUUUAUAAUAUCACCCAAGUUGUUAUCUUGUCAGCUGUUUCUGGUGUCAUCAGUGACUUGCUUGGAUUUAAUCUAAAGCUCUGGAAGAUCAAAUCUUGACAAUACAUAAAGAAGACGAGAUAACACAGUGUUAUAGAAAAGCUCAUUGAUUGACAAAACUGCCUCAAAGCAGCCACUGAAAUCUGUAUUUCAGAUGCUACAACCUCUUCAAGGAUGUCAUUUGGAAAAUUGAAGUGUUUACAUCUGACUGUCUUGUGCAAUCUUUGUAUUUAUUUCAACUUCUCACUGUUUAUGUUCAUUUUAGUUGACAUUUAUAUUUUCUUUUCAAAAUUACUUGUUUAGCUUUGGAAAGAGUCAGCUUUGAGAAGGGUCAAAAAUUGUGUGUCUGAGAACUUCUGUUGUUAAAGUUGAAGCCAGUGCUGAACAUUUUUAGUUACGGUAACACUAUAAGGAAGUCAUUUGAUUGUUGAUAAUGUGGUAAAAUUGCUUAGAAUAUUUCAUUUGCACCAAUCAUUUAUGAGGACAACAUAACAUCAAUAGAUGUUUGGUUGCAAUAGAAAAGUGAGACAUAUACAAAAAAUAAAGUACUGACAAUACAGUAUGACAGGUAGCAUAAACAUUUUAUAUUAAUAUUAGAUGCAAAUGGGAACUUUUAAUAUUUUGAGUAAUUCCAGGAUCUAAACUCGUAUAGGCUGCAGUUUAAAUAUCCUGGGAUAUUAAUCAAGGUAUUAUAUAACAAGUCAACAAGUGCUCUUUGAUAACACUUUUAUUAGAGCAAUAAUUGUAAAUGGUUACCAUGCUGUAUGAUAUUUUGAUAAAAUUAAAUAUUGUAUUUAUUUGAAAUACUGGGCUGUUCUGCGCAGCUCUGACUGUGCAUGCUCAAUAUGUGCACUUUUUAUUGUUACUUUUAAUGAGAAACUUUAUAUAUAUACAUAUAAAUGUAUAUUAAUUGGAAUAUAUUAUGGUGAACUAUGGAGCAGUAUAUAUUGUAUGUUGAAGCUGAGUAUUUAAAGAAGCCGAAGAUUUACUGGUGAAAGGAGUGCUAUGAAUGACUGAGCAUAAGAUAGAUAGAUGCUCUCCUCUUGUACACUAUAGUAUAUGCCAUUCAUACCACAUUGAAGUUUAAGAACAGCUUAAUACAGAAAAGUUCCUCUGGUGAGCAGCAGAGCUCAUGAAGCCUGGUAGUCAGCAGAUUUGUGUCUUCAGAUAACCUGCUCUCCUCCUGUUCCUCCCCAGCAGGUGUCAUUCCCCAGCGCUUUCCUGGCUGGGGUUUCCCAGCUCUCCCUCUGCCUUCUGUCCCCUGCCUCCCACACGGACCAGUCAUAUUGACUCAUGGUUCUUCAGCGUGACAAAAAUUGAUGUUCACCCAUGUAGACUUAAGUUACCUGGAACAAACUUCCCAUCUACAAAUUAUGUGGGAGGAUUAAUAUCGCCAGGUGCAAGUAUUCUUACAUUUUGUGGUUCCAAAAUAGUGUCUUCAUAUUGAAAAAUGACAAGUAAGUAGAUGACAAGAGUCUGGACAUUGCACUACGCUUGCUAAUCUUCAGAAUCUUGAAAGAUUUGAAGUAAUGUACCUUAAACUUAUGUGGUAUAAAAAUAUUUUUAUAUAUAAAGCAACACAAACAAGCAUUUUGUAUUUUAUUUGCCUCUGUACUAACGUUUAAUAAUGACCAAAGUGCAUUCUGGUUUUUGAAAGAAUGUAUUACUGGAGCUUUAAGAACAUACUGUAUUUAGUUUCUCAUAUGAAAACUUCAGCUGCAUCUGAUCUGUUUCUUCUUUCUCUGUUGUUUGAUGUUGGGAUUGUUUUUAAAAACCAAGUACAUUUUAUAUACAGUUUUUUCCAAAUUAUGGUAUAGACAUACACAGAACUUAAUUUUGCACAAAAUGUAUUUUAAGAAAAAAAAAGUACAGCAGGAGUUCUAUGGGUGAUAAAAGAUAAAGCUAUUGCUUUUUACAGCUUGUCACUAUUACAGAACCAUUCUUUGCUCUAGAAUGGAAUUACUUUUAGAAAUGUAAAAUGCUGAAUAUAUGGCUUUUGUUACCUGAAAAAAAAAAAAAAAAAAAGAAGAAAAAAAAAAAGAGGGGGGAGGGAAAACAUUGCGGUUUUGGUCAGAGGUGAAAUUAGUUUAACCACGUAUACCUCAGCAACUAGCACUGUGCUGGAUUGUUGCACUAACAAGUGGCAGCUUGGGGAGAGUAAAAGAGUCACAAAAUGAAAUUAAAAAUAAUAAACCCCAGUAUUUCCUACUAUUAGGUAUAUUCAUUAUGUUAAAAAUGGAAGAGGUUUAUUUUCCAUCCCUCAGGGUGGAAAACCCAGUAUGAGAAUAGAGGCAAGUAGAAAUAUGGCAGAUCUUGUGUGUUAACUGUAAUUUUUUGCCACCUGUUUUGUAACUGAAAGUGUGAUCAGGCUUGGAAUAAAGCUUUCUAUGGUUGAUGGUAAAAAAGAAGAAAAAACAAUGGGUCAGAUAUGUCUUUUAGUAAUAUCCAGCAUAUUUCUGAGUCUGCCUGUUUUGAUUUAAAUCCAUAUAUUCGAUUUAGAUUAAAUUAAAGCAUAUUUGGUAGACAAAUCCUGCACAUGGAAUGCAAAUGAUGGUUGUCAAAAUUGCACUUCAUUGCAAGAACACAAACUUUCAGACACAUUUAGUUAUGCAAAGUAGUUUAAUCUUAUUGACUACUGAACAUGUGGCUUCUAAAUAACUGUUUCUAUUGGAAAAAUAUUGAAACGGAAUUUAGUUCUAUUUUACCAGGAUUUAAGGGAUUAAUUUCAAUCAUCA
Messenger RNA from Falco peregrinus (peregrine falcon), 5110 nucleotides. RefSeq names its product putative homeodomain transcription factor 2 (gene PHTF2). The transcript has 18 exons. The record is from RefSeq and is a predicted model, not a curated record. Gene Ontology annotation, cellular component: endoplasmic reticulum. Lineage: Eukaryota; Metazoa; Chordata; Aves; Falconiformes; Falconidae. The coding region runs from base 174 to 2435 and encodes 753 amino acids.